AGCUUUUUUAUUCCCACACUGUAGAUUUUCCUCUAAAGAGCUGCUGGAUUGGACUGAGUCUCUUUAUUCUAUAACAAGACACUGAAGACAGUUUAUCAUAAUUUAACAUCUCAGACAUCCCCAGCUGUUUUCAGUCGGAUCCUGUUUCUUUAUUAUACAUUAUUUGUUUUGGUCACUUUUUCUCUUCUAUUCCGGUUGGAUUUACAAAGGGCGUGUGUUGGGAGUUUCAUCUCCUGUACUGGUGCGACUCUGAGGAAUGACAGCAACUGGGAUCAGAUCAGCCUGAAUGGAAACAAUGGAUUAUAAAGAGCUGGGACAUCAUUUCGAGGAGAAGCUGACACUAACAGACAAAUCUCUUCCUCUGCAGACGGAGUCUCCGUCCAUCCAGAAUGGGGACAAGUCUUUGGGGAAAGACAUCCUGACGUCAGACGACUCAGCCGUCACAGACCUCUCUCCUAAAACAGACUCCAGCCCCAUAACGGAGACCCCCACCAAGACAGAUGCCUCCUCCAAGACAGAUGUGAGGCCCUCCACCCCGGGCAGCAGCCCUCAGCCCAAGAAAGAUUCGAUGAGCUCAGAGCAACGACAGAAACUUGCCAAGGAGCGGAGGGAGGAAAGAGCCAGAUAUAUCGAACAACAAACUCAGCUGCAAGCGGUGAAGAAGACCCAGUGGCUGGAGAAGGAGAAUAAGGCCCGACGUCUGAGGGAGAGCCAGCUGGAGGACCGCAGGAGGAAGCUGGAGGAGCAGAGGCUGAAGGCGGAGAAACGCCGAGUUCUGCUGGAGGAGAAACAGAGACAGAAACUAGAAAAGAACAAGGAGCGAUACGAGGCAGCUAUCAAGAGGUCGACAAAGAAGACGUGGGCCGAGAUCCGCGCGCAGCGGUGGUCCUGGGCGGGCGGACUCAACCAGACCUCCCGCAGAGAAAGCAGAUGCUCGGCCUCCACGGUCAACUUGCCGAGACAGGUGGACCCUGUCAUUAACAACAGGCUGUCCAAGUCCUCUGCCACGCUCUGGAACUCCCCCAACAGAACCCGCAGCCUGCGUCUGAGCCCGUGGGAGAGCCGGAUCGUGGAGCGGCUCAUGACGCCCACGUUGUCCUUCUUGGCCCGGAGUCGCAGCGCCGCCACCCUCCUCAACAACAGCGACUCCAACUCUCAUCACUGCUCCCGUUCAGCCUCCGCCAGCCCGCUGACCGCCUGCUCCCAUCACCACCCGAACGCCGAGCGCUGGAGGGUCUCCUCCGCCAGCACGCCGGACAUCACCCAGCGCCAGCGCCGGCGAAACUCCACACCGGUGGACAAAAAGAAGAAAGAGAAGAAAGACAAGGAGAGGGAGAAUGAAAAAGAGAAGAACGCUAUCACAAAAGACAAAGUGCAGAAGAAGAGACAGACGAUAUCGCCCACCACCACGACCCAGAGAUCCAGGCCAGAGACCAGCACCCCGAAGCUCAAAAACAGACCUCCAUCACCCGCAGCCCCCAAAGGUCAGCCCCUGUCCCCGAUGGUGCCAGCAGCAGCAGCAGCAGCCUCCAAAACCCCCACGGGCAAAAAGACACCUACUGGCACCAAGACCCGACCCAAACGAGCCCAGACGCCCGCCAGGAUGCAGCCCCAGACGGUCACUGCGGUCGCCGUGGCAACGGGCCACAAACCCCAGCAGCCCGACGCUCCAGAGGAGAAAAAGGACUCCAGUAAUGUUCCUGCCAUCGUGGUGUCCACAGCACCGCUUACACCUCCCUCCCUCAGCCCAGCGGUUGCAUCAGCGGCCUCUCCAGCUGCUCCAAACGUAGAGCCGGCCGCCUCGGCUGCUUCUCCUGCUGCAGCCUCCACCGGUAAUCCUGCUCCAUCUGCUGCACCCGCUGCCACCGCUGCUGCUACCACUGCCUCCACCACCCCGGCUGCACCGACCAGCAGACCGUCAGCAGGCACCAACAACCAGGAGGAGGCUGCUCGUGUCCUGGCAGAGAAACGCAGACAAGCCCGAGAGCAGCGGGAGAGAGAGGAGCAGGAGCGUCUGGAGCAGGAGCAAAAGAACAAGAUCCUCCGGGAGGAGGCGAUGGCCCGGGAGGCCGAGGAGAGGAAGCGCAGAGAGGAGGAGGCUCGAUUCAUGGCCGAGCAGCAGCGCGUCAGGGACGAAGCCCAGCAAGCUCAGGAGGAGCAGGAGGCGCAGGAGAAAGCCAAGGCCGAGCAGGAGGAGAACGAGAGGCUGCAGAAACAGAGGGAGGAGGCCGAAGCCAAAGCUCGCGAGGAGGCCGAGCGUCAGCGCCUCGAGAGGGAGAAACACUUCCAGAAAGAAGAGCAGGAGCGGCUGGAGAGGAAGAAGCGCCUUGAGGAGAUCAUGAAGAGGACUCGGAAAAGUGACGCAGGAGAAAAGAAGGAUGUCAAAGCUUCUCCACAGGUCAACGGCAAGGACACAGAGCUCAGCAAGACUGGGACCCUGCAGAGUCCCGACGCUGCAGUCCUCAGCGCGUCACAAAGUGUGUCCGGUCCGGUUGUAAACGGCGUCCAGAACGGCGUCUCGGCCAACGGAGAGGCGGCUCACUUCGAGGAGAUCAUCCAGCUGAACAACAGCGGCAACCCGACGCAGACUCAGAGCGGGCUGGUCAGCGAGCCCAUCCUGGCGUUCGAGGGCGGAGAGCCCUUCCUGAUGAAAACAGGCCCCAUGAAGCCUCAGCAUGUCGCAGAGGUCCUGUGAGUCGCCACACAUCUCCAUGGAGACGCGCCUUAUGUCUCUGCUCGAGCUAAGAGAUUCAUGCCACACCACAGCGGCUUAUAAAAAUCGUGUGCCAAACAAACAAUGAACUGCGCUGAAUUCACAUUUUUACCGUUAUCUGUCUGUCGCAAGAGGACAAAGAGGAGUUCUUUCAUCAUCUGACAUAUACCAACAUGCAACAACGACAACAACGACAACCACAACAAGUAUUCUCUCUCCGUCUCCACCGCGUGUUCUGGUGCAGCAUCUGUCAAGUUUUACUGAAAUGUCACAUGCAGAUUUUAUGGUGCACCUUAAAGAUGACUGACUGUGUAACAAAACUUUUAGAAAAUACAGUAUAAGAACCCUGGAAAUGCAUAAUAUUUGACAAUGGUUGUUAUUAUUACCGUCGUUACGAUAUCGUUAUUGUUAUCUUAAGUUGAACAGUGUGCGUGCGUGUGUGUUGUUUUGUUGUUUUUGUCUUGAAUUAUUGAGUUAUUUAACAUGGGGAGCAUUGUAAGGACUGGCCACAGACAGUGUAUGUAAAUGUAUAAUGAGCCUGGCUGCCUAGGCCUCCUGUUACAGGGGAUCUGUGAAAUAAAGCUUUAUGAAAGGGA
Messenger RNA from Sebastes umbrosus (honeycomb rockfish), 3309 nucleotides. Its product is annotated as MAP7 domain-containing protein 1-like. NCBI's taxonomy places the organism in Eukaryota, Metazoa, Chordata, Actinopteri, Perciformes, Sebastidae. Gene Ontology annotation, biological process: microtubule cytoskeleton organization. Gene Ontology annotation, cellular component: microtubule cytoskeleton. The record is from RefSeq and is a predicted model, not a curated record. The transcript is spliced from 18 exons. The coding region runs from base 287 to 2695 and encodes 802 amino acids.